This is a messenger RNA of Priceomyces carsonii, 1161 nucleotides long. RefSeq lists its product as uncharacterized. The transcript has a single exon. The coding region runs from base 1 to 1161 and encodes 386 amino acids. Lineage: Eukaryota; Fungi; Ascomycota; Pichiomycetes; Serinales; Debaryomycetaceae. The record is from RefSeq and is a predicted model, not a curated record.
AUGACCACACCGAUUCCAUUGGACAAAACUUCAUCGGACUUACCCAAAAGACUCAUCAGUAAGGUUUCAAAGAAUUAUGAGAGGUGGCUGCAGCAUAUUAACGAUCAGUUUGAACGUGACGAAAGAACUAAAGGUUCUAGAGACAAAAAUUUGACCCAAGGAAAGAUAUCGGAACCCAUAUUUGAUUACAGCUUGCUCGAAGAAUUAGAGAAAGCGUCUAAUGAGUUCAGCAAUAAACUUGACUUGUUAAAAAAAUUAGAUCCAGAAAAGGUACUGCCUUCUAAUUCAUCUAAGAAUUUGGCUCCAGAUAAGACGAAUAUAGUGAGUCUGAAACAUAAAAAAGCUCAUCAUUUUUCGGACAAAACGUUGAAUCACUUUGAGAUUGAAAUUCUACGCGACAAGAUUUAUGACAUGAUUAAAUCUGAAAACUUGGGAGAUAAUCCGGUACAGCGCUACUCAACAGAAGAUGGUUUUUCGUUGUAUGGAACCAAAGACGAAGAAGGUUUGUAUCACGAAAACGCCAAUUCAUGUUCUGAUAAUGACAAUGAUGAUAAUGAAGUGGAGCCUCAUUUAGGCGAUAGAUGCCCCAUAUUUCCAAACUCGCAGCAUCACAUUGAAUUAGAACUCAGUUCCUGUGCUUGCUGUGACCAUUCUGAUUCUGAUCAUGGAAGUGCUCAUUAUGGAGACGAUAAUGAUGCCAUAGAAGGAAAUGGGCCAUCCUGCGAUUUCACAUUCGAGUAUGAUCAUAAAGGUAACCUAAUUUCCUCAUAUGACAACGUGGAAAAGAACCUUCGCUUGUUAAAUAUAGCCUCGAAUAAUGAAAAGAGUGCCAAAGCCGAACACUCGACACCUGUUCAAAUGAGGAAACCCAUAGAUCAAGGCUUACGGAGAAGCGAUAGGAAGAAUAAAAAUAAGAAGAAAGACAAGAUAGAAUCUAAGUCUUAUUCAGGUUUGUUUCAACCAUGUUGUUUGUUCUGCGAAUACGAAGCCAUUUUUGGAAGCAAACCUCGUCAGUUGAUCAAGAUUUACGAUGCAAAGAUCAAGAAGGAACAAAAGAGAAGAAAUGAGUUCAAAAUGAAGCUUGAUCAUUCUAAACGGAAAGCACUUGAACGACAAAGGCGUUUGAAAGAACUAGAUGAGCACCAUCUGCAUCCUAACUGA